UGUGCAUCUCUGGAGGGGCCUUUCUGAUGUGAACCCAGAAGAGCGCAGAAGGGGAGGCCAGUUCAUUCUGUGUAGCCCAAAUGGAGUUGCUCACGGCUGCCGUGAUCCUGGCAGCGCUGCUCUGCUCAAAUGCCCAAAGCCUACCCACUGUGGCCUCUGCAGACUGCAACGAGGUAGAAAAGGAUGCAGAGGCAGCCCUCAACUUGAUCAAUAAACAUCGCAGGGAUGGCUACAUAUUCUCCCUCUUGCGUGUCGCCAAUGCUCAUGUGCAACAGGCUCCGCACUUACAGAUAAAUGCAUCCGUCCUGUACUUAACUCUGGAUGUGCUGGAAACAGAAUGCCCUGUAUUAUCCAGGAAAAACUGGAAAUCUUGUGGAGGGAGGCUAUUCUAUAGCAUCACAGACUUUGGACAAUGUAAAGUUGUCAUGUAUACUGGUGGAUUCUUCAAGACCCAAAGACUGUAUGGAUACAACUGUACUGUGAGCCCAGUUCCACCAGAGUUAUUUGAGUGCAGAGACUGUCCGGUGAGAAUAACAGUUUUGGAAGAUCUUGAAAAGUACACAGGAGAAGCUGAGAAGCUCUUGGAGAGACACAAGCAGGAGAGCAACACGACACGCAAUUUCAAGGUGGAGAAAGUCCAGAAAGCUUUUAGUGCGGUAGGAGAUCGUACAGCAUACGUUGUAGAAUUCACCAUAAAAGAGACCAAGCACCCCAGCAGCAAUCGUUCAACGAAGGCGUCAGAAUGUGAAUGUUUACCUGACAGAUAUGCACGCAAAGGAUUCUGCAAAGGAAAAGUAGUUGAUGGCAUAGAAGACGCUGAUGGGGUUGAAUUAGAGUCCUGUGAAAUCUUCGAUGUCCAUUAUGACAGCCAUCCCUUCCAUGACAAUGACCACAACCACAAUUCAGGAGAAGAACAGCAUCAUCACUGCAAUGUGACUGGACAUGAAUGCAGAUAUCCACCUCCUGGUUGCCCUUUUCAUCACCAUCCCCAUCCUCAUCACCAUCCUCACCACCAUCACCAUCACCAUCCUCAUCACCAUCCCCAUCCCCAUCAUCAUCAUCACCAUCACCAUGAUCAUGAUGAUGAUCAUCCUCACCACCACCACCCUCAUCCACACCAUCAUCACCAUCCUCACCACCACCAUCAUGGUUGUGGACAACAUGAUGGGCACAGACAUGACAAUAAUCAUCAUGGCCCUGCAGAUCCCAUAGGCCAUUAUAAUUCCUCUGAAGAUGAACACCCUGACUUCCCCCCUCCUCGUGGACCUUGUUACCCUGCUCCUCCUCCUGGUGGCCCACAUCAUUUUCCUCCUGGUAGAUAUCCUCCACCUCCUCCCGGGCCUCCACCUCCUCCUCCACCUCCUCCUAAUAGUCCACAUGGUCUUCCUCCCCGUCCCCACCCAGAUGUUUGCAAUUAUCAUCCUCCACCACACUCUGGUCACAAACGUGGCCACCGCCAUGGCCACCGGCAUCGGCAUGGCCACCAUCAUGACUACAGGUGUAACAGCACUUCCAGUGAAAGAGGAGAGGCCAACCCCUCAGAUGAUCGUGAUGCAUUCCAAGACCCCUAUUCUUUCCAUAAGAGUGAAGUUGGUUCUAUCUAUCACAUUCCAGUUCUAGGUAAACAUGAUGUCCUCCAAGCUCCCAGCGCAAACUUCCUUAACCAGCCAGACAGCAGCCAUGGAGGGCACAAGGCACCCAGUUUUCUUGGCAAAGGCAAACAUAAGAAGCCAGUACUUCAGCCUUUUCCAGAAACCCCAUCAGAAUCAGAAUCAUGCCCAACAACACCUAAAUAUGAUCCACCAGGCUUUUUGUCAUUAUUUCCUACUCAUGAUACAAAGUGAAUUCAUUUCCCUUAAAUGAAAAUCAUUGAAAUUACAUAAAUAUAUAGCUCCAUUGACUUCAGUCACAUGGUGACACUUGCUAUAAACUACAAUCUAGGAAAAUAAAAUAUCAGUAUCCAGGAAAUACAA
Hemicordylus capensis (graceful crag lizard) is the source of this 1973-nucleotide messenger RNA. Its product is annotated as histidine-rich glycoprotein-like. The coding region runs from base 81 to 1844 and encodes 587 amino acids. Gene Ontology annotation, cellular component: blood microparticle; endolysosome; extracellular region. The record is from RefSeq and is a predicted model, not a curated record. Lineage: Eukaryota; Metazoa; Chordata; Lepidosauria; Squamata; Cordylidae. Gene Ontology annotation, molecular function: cysteine-type endopeptidase inhibitor activity; heparin binding; serine-type endopeptidase inhibitor activity. Gene Ontology annotation, biological process: negative regulation of fibrinolysis; regulation of platelet activation; negative regulation of endopeptidase activity. The transcript has 7 exons.